CGGUGCGGACGCUGGUUUUAAAUUGUUACGGAAAACUUAGUAUGUUAGUUGUUUGACGCUUUGGAUACACUUUAUAACAUAUGUACAUAUGUAUGUUCAUACAGACAACCAAACUAACAUACAUAAAAAGAGUGCAAGCAUAAAUGGUAUUUAUUUUCAUAACAAACUUUUAGUGUUUCAGACACUGGCAGGGGAAAUUGAUUUACUGCCGAUAACCUUAAGAAAUGCACGAAAAAUUAUUAAAAAUUAAAACAAAAUACAAAGGAUCUAGUAAAAAAUAAAUAAAUUAAAAAGUUCAACAAAAUGUCAAUAAAGGAGAACCUGAAGCCCAAUAUAAUCUGGCAAGUGGUGUCGUGAUAUCAUUGAGCAGUACGGAUUCUAGCACUGGAUCUAGCGAAGAUGCUUCUGAACCGGGUUCUCCGUUCAGUCAACACUCAACAAUAGGCGACGAACAGCAAAGCAAUUCGCCCGCCAAGGCCAUUAAUAGCGUAUCUGAAAGUCAAAGAAACAUGCCACCACAAACAACAAUAUUGGCCGCGGCGAAUAACAACGCCAACAACGGACACGCGACAAAUGGAAGUUCCAGUGCUUCUACUAGUGGCACAAAUGUUAAUGCACUCACUGUCACAGGAACAAAUAGCAAUAACAGCAACAACACUGCCAAAUUAAAACAAAUACAACAGCAACAAAAUAAAAGUAAUAACACUGCCAACGGACGCAAUGUCCUACCUACUCUUCAAUGGCCCUGGAAUAAUGCGUCAAAUAAUAGUACAAUUCUACCAACCAACUUAUCGGGGUCUACACAGCCUAAUAAGAAACGCAGUGCCGUUAGCGUGACAUCAUCUGAUAAUAGCUCAGGCAAAAAAGCACGGAACACAGCUACUGAUAGCGCGGCAAGUGGUUCCAACGCCGGUGCAGCCUCCAGUGCAAAUGGAGUUAGCGCUGCAAAAAGGCUGAAAGCGGCUGCACUGGAAGAAUCACAGACGAAAAUUACAGGUUACUUUAAGUCACAAAUGAAGUCUCAAAACCAUCAAAACAAUCUAGCUAAGCGCAAUAUGGAAUCGGUGCUAAUCGCGGCAUGCAGUUCGUCGGGCGGGGGUAUGAGCACUACUUCACUAACAAUGAGUGCGCCUGCUACCACCGCCUCUCUUAAUAAAUAUUUCAACAUAUUAGCGCAGUUGAAGGAGAAUAGUACCCUCAAUAGUACCCGCAACAGUAACUGUAACGGCAGCGGCACUAUAACUAAGCCAACGCUAGUUUCAUCAGCAACAUCAAUAAAUAGUAGCAUUAUUGCAGCUUCACCACCGGCGUCAACAUCCUUAGCCCAAACAACAUCCACGUCUUCAUCUGCUAAAGGCGGUGUGGUCACACUUGCACCUGCAACUGCAUUGCCGACGAUGCCGGUGCCUGCUUUGAAAAAGAUUGAACGCAGUAAACCCACCAAAAUCGCACAAGUGGCUCCUAAUUUACGAAAAACUCCCUCCGCUUCGGGAAACCAUGGCAGCGGCACCGGUAAAUCACCAGCUAAGAAGCACGUUGCCAUUGCGCCACGCACGCCUGAAAUGAAACAACAACAAAUGCAACAACAAGCCGCUGCGAAACAGGCAGCUUCAACGGGCGCUACGCAGCAGCAAGCUACCACGCAGGUGACGACAAAUCAACCAGCAGUACUUCUUACUGCCAUACGUCUACCUACGACAAGUACACCUACGGCAGCGACGUCCACACAACUGAAACAAGCAGUAAGUCCUCCGAAAUUGGCCCCUGUCGCAACAGCCACUGCUACCACAACAACAGCUGCGCCCGCCGCAGCCCAGGCGCUCUAUCAACUGCCUGCAGUGCAAUUACCGAAUCUAGUCCAAUUGCCUCAGCUAUUAACUGCCACAAAUGGUGCAAAUAUAAUGCAGCUAAACAACUUGGCCACAGCAGCUAAAAAUGCCAACCCAGCAGCGUCUGCGGCUGCGACAUCAGCACAAGCGGCGCAGGCAGCAGCCGCACAAUACUUCCUCAAUGGUACGGUCUUCAAGCUCCAGCAGUUCACCACUGCAACAACCACAACGGCAACUUCGGCGGUUGCUGCUGCAACUGCCGCCGCCACUGCAAAUCCUUUCAACUUGAUGACUGCCGCAGACCUUCAAGAGAUACUCAUUAAGCAGCAGCAGUUACAACAGCAGCAACAGCAGUUGCAAUUACAACAACAACAGAAAGCAGCAGUUGUUGCUGCUGCUGCUGCGGCCACGGCACAGGCCACAAACACAAGUUUCCAAGAGAUCUUCCAGCAACAAAUCGCUGCAGCCAUUGCCGCGAAUCAACAGCAGCAACAACAACAGCAACAGCAGCAAUUUCAACAAUUACAACGAUUGGGCGCUGCAGCUGCGCAACCGGUAUUCAUGGCCACCCCAGCUGGCCUGAUAUUAAACGCGGCCUCACUACCGGCUAUGCUGGCACAAGCUGCAGCGGCAUUGGCCGUAAACAACAGUCAACAACAGAAGCAAGUGCAAAUACAACAACCACAGCAGUUGCCCGCACUUCAACCGAUACAGCCAAGUGCGCUUCCCGCUCUAAGUUCAAUAUUUGCUGGUGCCGGACAGCAGCAGGCCCAAGCCGCUCAUGAGCAGCAUACCGACUUCCAUCAACAGCAGCAACAACUUCUAGCAUUUUUGCAGCAACAACACCAGCAGCAACAGCCGCAGUUUAUAACAGCAACUCAACCCCCACCCUUGUCCGCUGUAAAUGUUACUUCGUCGCCAUCGUCUACGGCAACAUUAACGACACUGCCAGUUAAUGCGACCACUACCGUUGCUGCAGCAAACAGCGCAAACACUGCCAAACUGGCAAUCGUUAAAGCAACUACUGCCUCUUCAGUUCCACAACAAUUUACAACUCUCAAUUCGCAACCGCCGCCGCUGGUGACGAUUUCUCAUGGAAAAACGCGCACCACGGCAAUAGCGCCAGCAACUACCGCCAAUGUUCCUGGCAAUACACAAACCAGUAAGCCAGCUGCCCAUACCAAACCGUAUCAGAAGCGAAUGCCAAAGGUAGCGCCAGCUCCGGUACCAGUAGCGCCCGCGCCAUGCAAAACGACGCUGACGAGUACAAAGGCGAAAAUCUCUGGUGGUUGUAAAAUCAUUGCUACUCCAACAACGCCGCCACCCUUGGUACCAGCGUUAAGUAGCAGCACUGGUGGUUGUGGCACCAUGACGUCAUCGCCUACCACUCGCACUGCGAUGACAAAGCAGUUGCAACCCGUUGCUGGAUUGCCUACGCCGGCGCUCAUAAGCAUUGCACCUGCUCCGGCUAUGAACACCACAAAAACCACUGCGCCGAGCACAACUAAUGCGGCAGUGAUACCGAGUGCCAUGAAAUUGCCAACCUUGCCGCCACUCGCUCCCAAAUUAAUCACGGCAUCUUCAGCAGUAGCAACAACAGCAGUCUCGUUCACUCCUCCAACAACGAAAACAAUCGUCGCUAGCACAACCGUUACUUCAACCACCACCAUACCUUCAACCCCUGAUCUCUUCGACAUGGUUAAAAAUUCGAAUGGCACAGUCUCAAUCUCUGUGCCCGUUACAGGCAGCAACAGCAAAAACAUCAGUAGCAAUAAUACAUUGAAUAAGUGCUCUUCGCUAUUGCCCUCGUUUUGCAACUCACCAAUGUCAUCAUAUUCAUCCGCGUCCUCACCUUCCCUUUGCUCCACUUCGAAUACCACAUCGAUCGAUAGUUUCUGCCCGAAAAUUAAAGAGGAGCCAUUGGACGAAGCUGUCGCUUUCUCCUCUGCCAAUACUUCCGAUAGUGGAAUUAAAUUGGAAAGCUUUAAGGCCUCGUCGCAUACUCAAAUGCUACCAGCAGAUAUUAAGGUUGAACUAAUGGAGGACACUACUAAAAUGUAUCCCUCAACAACCAGUGGCACAUCGACCAGCAUAGCCAACAGCAUAACGCAUGCAAAUGAAUGUUCAUCGUAUUCGUUUAGCUCCCACUCGAAUUCCGUAUCUUCGGCAGCUGAUCUUUCGCUGGAAGCAUCUACCCCACCGUCGCUCUCCUCCCUAUCUGCCUCCUGUUCCUCUGCACCCUCACCAUCGCCAUCGUCACCGCGCAACUCUCCGCCGCCAUUGCCGCCACAGCCGUGUGAAUCGAAUUCGGCAUCCCUUGGCUCAGAAUCAUCAGCAUCAUGUGUUACCGCGGCUACAGGAAGGGAUAUGCUUAGUGAAUUGGUGACAUCUUCAUGCAUAUCUUCCAAUCUAACUUCAGAUAUGUCGAAUUCGGCUGAUGGCACAACGGCAAAUGAUAAAUCGCUUACAGCCGGACUCGAAGAUGUAGAAAAAGAUGACAAUGGGGAUGAAGAAAUAAGUGAAAAGCGCGAUUUGCCUACACCAGAGUCAGGAAUUGGAGGAAGUUUGACGGCUAGUGAAAGCAGCGAAUCCAUCGUUAGUUCUAUCUCCAAUAAUAGCAGUAAAGCGGAAAUUAUUGCCAACAUCAUCAAUUCGAUCGACUCGAAUUCGCCACCACCCACCCCGCUGUCUACCAUGAGCGCAGGCAGCGCUGAUAGUGCCAGUCAUAGUAUUGGUUGCUUGCGUUCCGCCUCCAGCGAUAACAACUCUAUUAACAGCAGUGUACCAUCACCGGUCUCGCCAGCCCCAAUUUUCGGCGCUGAUAUAAGUAGUGGCGUCUGCUCAUCAGAUGCAACUACAAGUUCUACCUCCAACAUCGACGUGCCCAUUGCUCUUAGUUUACCGAAUGGCAUCGAUAUCAGCAAUUCCAACAGCUGCACGAGUAGCAGUCUCAGCAGCAGCAGCAGCGCCGGCGAACAUCAGUCAACGUCCAGCGGCAGCAACAGUAACAGCUUCACCUCUACACCUACCCUCAUCGACACUAAACUCGCUGAAUCUACCAGUGAUUCGCUGCCUAAGUGCGCCAUCUCGCCAAUACUUUCUCAGCCAAAAACCAUACGUUUCCCUGCUGAAACGGGCGGUUUUCGCUAUGGUCCGAAAGGUGCUAAACGUCAUGAUGGCGUCUGUUACUGGCAUAAAUGCAAUAAGAAGCAUGAUAGCUGUUCAAAAUUGUUGGAUCAUAUGCAGACACAUCAUGUCAAUACACAAACUGGUCCUUUCUCAUGCCUAUGGGUCGGUUGUAAGGUUUAUAACAAGGAGUCGUGUUCGCGCCGCUGGUUGGAACGCCAUGUGCUAUCGCAUGGCGGUUCGAAGCAAUUUAAGUGCAUUGUCGAAGGUUGUGGGCUGCGUUUUGGAUCGCAGCUGGCUCUGCAAAAACACGUAAAUAAUCACUUUACGGCCACUGAAAAUAAGGAGAGCUCAAACAAGCGUACCUCAGAUCCGCCAGUGCCCAAGCAGCUGCGGAAGAAUGGAAAAAAAUUGCGCUAUCGGCGUCAACCGUUUUCAGCGCGAAUGUUCGACUUUUUUGAUGCCGGUAUAAUGGAAGGUCUACAGCAUCGUUUGCGUCAAAUAAGCGUGCUCUCCGAUGGCUGCAAUAUGAUAACGUUCCAGGGCCAAUGCAUGAUGCGACGCAAAACGUUGCAAGGUACCUACGAAAGUUUCAUUCGUUGGACGCCGCAUGAAAUCAUUUCCGAUGAGUGGGUGCCAUCAUGUGAUGGACCUUACACCAAGACAGUUAACAUAAAGCGCAUGCGCCCAGCGGAGAAGAUCAAGGUUGAGAGUUUACUUAUGACUGCUUACAAAAUGCCGUAUUCAACAAAUCUGUUCGACGAUGACAAUGAUGAGGAAGAAGGGGAAGCUUCCGAUGACAGCGAUGAAGACGAUGGAAAUAAUGGCGAAGAUGAAGCAGAAGUGGCUACUUUAGUAGAAACGGUGCGAAGCUCGCAACAGCAAAGUGUAAUUGCGAUAUCCCGCACGCAAAUACAGCAGCGCCGCAAACAUCCGCGUAAACCGAUGAAACGUGUACACAUAGAAAAGCCAUUAAGCGUAUAAAUAUUGAACAAAGUAAUAGAUAACGCGUUACACCGGCAGAAUGAUCUCCAAUAAAAUUAUGCAAAGGUGAAGGUUUAUCCUCGUGUGCUAGCAGAAGUUGGCGCAAACUAAAUAGGUGGUUAAUUUGAAAAAAAAAAAACAUGCACGGACAAAAUCCAUUUCGAUGAGUCUGCGCGCCAGCUAAGCAUUAACACUGCACUUCAACAAAGUUAUGUAUAUGUACAUAUAAGUUUUUAGUAUUUUUUGUUAUAAAUAAGUAGAUGCAAAUUGUAACGGCAUUGUUCAGAGAGUUAUAUUUUUUAAUUAUUUUUUAUUACCAUUUUUAAUGUUUUAAUCUAGUAAUAAUAUUUAGCAGUUACAAAUAGACAAUUGGCCUGCACUUUAAAUUGGUUUUGUAACCAAUAACAAAAAAAAAACAAUUUUAUACGCGAUAGUCGCAUAACAUGAAAAAGUAUAUUAUGAGUUCACUGCGUAAUUAUUAAUUUCAUUUAAUUUAGUAAAUUUUUAGUUUCAAAUUAGCGUAACUAUUUUAACAUAAAUAUCUGCCUAUUAAUUGCAAUUGCCAGCCCUUAAUUGUGAACUGUAAGUGGCUUAAAGUUUUAAAGCCUGUGAAAAUUGUAUUAGUUCAUAAAUUAGGUGUUACAAGUGGUGACAAAUAUGCUCCACGACAACAGUAAAACAAAACUGUAAUUUUUGUGAAUAUUCAUUUUUUUUUGCGGUGAUCGUAUAUCUAGUGAAGUAAAAAAAAAAUCCUUUAUACUAAUUCAAAGCAUAAUCGAAUAUUCAUUGACAUCCUCCGCUUACAGUCGCCAUCGCGAAGCACAUUAUAUAAUACAACCUUAUCAUAAAACGCGCCAACCAGCCCACCCGUUAAAAAAGUUGCAAGUUGCGAAAAUAAUGGACAAAUUAAAUCUUUGUGUUUGUGUAAAUAUAUACAUGUAAGAUAUUUUUUUGUUAAAAUUUAUAGUUUUAACAGAUUUUUUCUACAUAUAAAUCAGCCAUUUAAUUGUGCAGAAUUUAAUGCUAACAAACUUCAUGCCAGAAGACUUUUAAUUGAUAAAUGUAUCUUAAGUAUUUUGUAUGGCAAGUACAAAUCGCAUACAGAGAAGUGUGUACAUUUUAGGCUUUGAAACAAAAAGUACGCAUAUGUGCCGUAGUUAAUAGCGUAGAUUAACAAGUGUCAGCAAUGCUAAGCUAUUAAAAUCAUACAUUUACUUACACAAAACACAAAAAAUAAAAAACAAAAAAAUAAACAGUGACUGGUAGAGAACAGAAGUAUGUGUUUAAAUAAUAAGCAUGUAGUUAUUGCAAUCGGUUAGUUAUAAUUUUUAUAAAAUUGUUUUCGCGUACCUACAAACGCAAUUAGAUAUAAAUUUUGUAAAUACAUAAAAAAGAACGAAAAUAGAAGUUUCCAGCACUGCGCAGAGCAGGCGAUUGGGAGCUCAAAACUUUUGUAAAUCUUAAAGACUCCUGAUAGCCUGUUUAAUCACUAUAUUAAAUAAAUUUUUAUUUGUAAAACAAAGUAAAAUACGAAAACAAAUGUAUAAUUUAAGGUUUGUAAAGUAAAAAUAAAAUGUGUGUGUAUGCUCAUGAACGUCAGCAACUCAGCAAGUAAAUCAUUUAGUCAAAAUCACAAAGUAAAACCGAGAUCAUUAGAUGUUAAGUUUAGUGUGUUUAGUACGUUUUUUUUUUGGAUAUUUUUUUAUCUUUGCCACACACAGCCACAUUUGAACGUACGUUUGCCAAUUAACAUAUAGAACUUUUUUUUAAACUUAAUAUAGCUAUGUAUAUGACAUGCGUAUUUCAGCGCCGCAACGCUUCUUUCAAGAAUUAGUCGUUAGUUGAAAAAUUAUAAAAUAUUUAAUUUUUAGUUUUGUUUGUAAAUGUAAAAUAGCAACUUUAUUUUUUCUGCACGCGCACACUUAUUUUAGUUGUGCAAAUAAAGAUAAAUAAUUUU
Molecule: messenger RNA, 7896 nt
Organism: Rhagoletis zephyria (snowberry fruit fly)
Lineage: Eukaryota; Metazoa; Arthropoda; Insecta; Diptera; Tephritidae
Gene: jing
Product: AE binding protein 2 jing
Biological process (GO): regulation of transcription by RNA polymerase II
Cellular component (GO): ESC/E(Z) complex
Source: RefSeq, a predicted model, not a curated record